GAUCGUCGUUUUUUAAUACUCACUGUUGGUGUUUUGUUUUUCAUUGAUUGAUGAUUAUUGAUUAAGUGAUGUGUUGCUGGUUUGUUUUUUUACUUUGUGCUUGAGUUAAUUGGAUGCUCUGUCAGUGCUUAGUGCUUGUUCUUGGUUGAUUUGCUUUGCUCACUACUCUGGCUUGUUCUAGCCUAUUCUUGAUUAAUUAACUCUGUUAUUGGCUUAUUGAUUGAUGCUAAAUUGGUACGGAUAAACUGUUACUGGCUUGUUCUUGGCUUUUUUGUUUGUUGUUAAAUUUUGUUAAAGUUUCUUGAUUUUGUGCUCAUUACCUCAUUCAGUGCUUUUUUUUUUUUUUGUUAAUCAUUGUGCUGAGCUUGUUAAUCAUUGGCUUAUUGAUUGAUGCUAAAUUGGUACUGAUAAACUGUUAUUGGCUUGUUCUUGCUUCUUUUUUGAUGUUAAAUUUUAUUAAAGUUUCUUGAUUUUGUGCUCAUUACCUCACUCAGUGCUUUUUUUUUUUUUUGUUAAUCAUUGUGCUGAUCUUGUUAAAAUUGGGUUAAAAUUGAUAAUCUUUUGGAGUUUGAUGUAUAAUAGGUUGAUUUCAAGCUGAGAUUUUCUUCUAAUAAUGAUACUGACAACUGGAAUAACUUAACAAUUGGACUAUUCAUUUUAGAGAGGAAAAACAUCUACAUAAUUUUUAUAUUUUAUUGAUGAGCAUUUGAGCUGUUUAUAUUUGAAGCUUGUAAAACAGAUGGAAUGCUUUCUAUAAAAACCACGAGGAGCAGCUCAAAAUUAGGAGUGGAGUAGCUUGCAGCAUUGAAAACCAUCAGCACAAUGAACUGGUGAUAGAGGCAGUCAUAAUAAUAAUGAAUAGGAUGGAUCACUUUGCGGGAGCUGAAGAGCAUCUUGCUCAACAAAGACUGAGGCAGAAGCUUGAUGAAGUCAAUGUAGCUGCUCAAAAUGACCUUGCCCCUAUCCAAGACCAUGUCAAUUUCACUCUCCAGAAAGCAUAUUUCAAAUGUGCGUAUGAGUGCUUUGAUAGGAGCAGAAGGCAGGAAGAGAUAACUUCUUGUGUCGAAAAUUGCAGUAUUCCUCUUGCUAAUGUUCAACAGACUUUUGAUACUGAGAUGCAAAAGUUUCAGGAGAAAUUGAAUAGAUCUCUGAUGGUAUGUCAAGAUAGGUAUGAGUCUGCAAAGCUCCAGCAGAAAGGUGGGGCCAUGAAUGAUAUGGUUUCCUGUGCUGAUGAGGCGAUCCAAGACAGUAUCAAGAUGCUACCACUUCUUGCUAAUAAGUUGAAAUCCUCCUUUGGCAUUAAGGACAAUGACUCCUUCUAGCUCCAUUUUUUGUAUCCAAAGAUUUAGUUAUUAUUGUAGAUGGUGCAAAUUUGCAAGACAUUAUUUUGUAACUCUAUCUAGAGUACACAAGAUUUUACUGGAUUUCUGUACUUAGAAUGCUGGGGAAGCUUGAUUUAUCAAUGACUUGAAGCAAUAAUUAUGUGCAUUUCGUUAGGUUUUAUUUCGCUACCUUCAAAUGUAACAUUGUAUACGAUGUGAUCAUUUUAAAUAUUAAUCGCAAACAACUUCACCCGUGCAA
Molecule: messenger RNA, 1581 nt
Organism: Arachis ipaensis
Lineage: Eukaryota; Viridiplantae; Streptophyta; Magnoliopsida; Fabales; Fabaceae
Cellular component (GO): cytoplasm
Source: RefSeq, a predicted model, not a curated record